Wallemia ichthyophaga EXF-994 is the source of this 711-nucleotide messenger RNA. RefSeq names its product Tubulin-folding cofactor B. Bases 1 to 711 code for a protein of 236 amino acids. Gene Ontology annotation, cellular component: cytoplasm; nucleus; microtubule plus-end. NCBI's taxonomy places the organism in Eukaryota, Fungi, Basidiomycota, Wallemiomycetes, Wallemiales, Wallemiaceae. Gene Ontology annotation, biological process: cytoplasmic microtubule organization. The record is from RefSeq and is a predicted model, not a curated record. The transcript has 3 exons. Gene Ontology annotation, molecular function: microtubule plus-end binding.
AUGAAGAUUCUCAGACCAACACCGCCAACAAUGUCUCUAGUAAAUGUGUUCGUUACAUCCCCAGAUACCCACUCAGAGCGGCGAUUUGUUCGAACGAUAACGAUAAAUGAGCUAAAGGGACGUCUAGAGUCGAUAGUCGGGAUACCUUCACAAAACCAGAAGAUAGUGAUGGAUGGCGUAUGGCUUACGAAUCCAGCAGCGACAUUAGUAGAGGCAGGAGUGAGGGAGUUAUCUGAAGUGAUUGUCAGUGACUUGACAGAUGUUAAUAAUGAGCGUGCAGGGGAAUUUACAGAUGUUUCACGAGUAGAAAAGUAUGAUAUGACAGAUGAGGAGUAUUUAAAUCGUGGAGAUACAGUUUUAGCGUACAAGAAGGCGAAUGAGAUUGGUAGAUUUAGCAAGGCAGCCGCAGAAGCGGAGAAGGAGCAAGUACCGAGUGACAUAAAAGUCGGAGAUCGGUGUAGAAUACUCCCAGCGACUUUAGAUGAAAUUAUUAAACUUGGUCACGUUAGGUUCAUUGGUAAGGUGGGCUUCCAGUAUGGGAUUUGGAUUGGAGUUGAGCUUGAUGAGCCAGUGGGGAAGAAUGAUGGGAGCGUUCAAUGCGUUCGAUACUUUGAAACUAAACCGAAGCAUGGCAGCUUUGUGAAGAGUGAUAGAAUAGAAAUCGGGGAAUUUGAAGAAGAAGAGUUGCUUAGUGACUUGGAAGAGAUGUAG